AAACUUCGCCGCUUUUCUUUUCUGACUUGCCACUCCACGACGUCUGUUUUUCUUUCGUCAUCUCCAGAGUCGAGGACCGCCUGGAAUAUGGAAACCACGACAGAACCACUUGAUGCACUAACAAGCCAUGACAAUUCCUUGUUUGACUAUGACGCCGGCCUUGAUGCGGCAUGGGAACAGCCUCAAACGACCAUCACUGUAGGGUCUAAUAACGAGGAACCAACGCCUAUUCUAGGGGUGGACGAUAAGGUCCAGGUUAGCAAGCACCGGCGAUUUGUUGCGAAACUAGAUGAGAGCAGAUUGCUUUCGCAAUCCGGGAUACCAAAGCUACGCCGCACGUCCAGGCAGAGGCUGAGACUGAAGGGCAAAGGGCACGAGUUUUCUGACGUCGCCCGGCUUUUGAACCUCUACCAAUUAUGGCUUGACGAUUUAUAUCCUCGGGCCAAAUUCGCUGAUGGUCUGGCCAUGAUCGAAAAACUUGGACACUCUAAGCGCUUGCAGGCGAUGAGAAGGGAGUGGAUUGAUGAAGAGAAGCCGAAAGUGCUGACGGCUGAUAUAAACAAGCAAGUCCUCGAUGAUCUUAGUGCAGACAUGGACCCUGCGACUACGGUAGAGACAUCCGAUACAGCAUUAGGCGGAACCAUUUCUGGCUCUAGACGCGGGGACAUAAUGUUCGACCUAGCACAACCACAUGCGCCAACUUCAGAGUCAAACAAACAGAUACCAGAAAGUUGCGUAGCGGAUGAUACCCCUGAAGAUGACGAGUUGGAUAUCCUUCUACGAGAAUUUGAAGAUGGGAACCAUGGCGUCUAGGUCUCUGUUCUGCCUGCUUAUUGGCACCCGAAAGAAAUUACCGAGGUUCGAGACGGACAGGCGUUAUUCUUAAACAAGGACUUGUGUACAAUACGGAUGACGAUGCUCUUGAGCCCAAAUCCCAAAUG
Aspergillus aculeatus ATCC 16872 is the source of this 941-nucleotide messenger RNA. RefSeq names its product Chromosome segregation in meiosis protein 3. Gene Ontology annotation, cellular component: replication fork protection complex; nucleus. The transcript is spliced from 3 exons. Gene Ontology annotation, molecular function: DNA binding. Gene Ontology annotation, biological process: replication fork processing; DNA damage response; replication fork arrest. The coding region runs from base 88 to 813 and encodes 241 amino acids. Lineage: Eukaryota; Fungi; Ascomycota; Eurotiomycetes; Eurotiales; Aspergillaceae. The record is from RefSeq and is a predicted model, not a curated record.